Molecule: messenger RNA, 2880 nt
Organism: Amyelois transitella
Lineage: Eukaryota; Metazoa; Arthropoda; Insecta; Lepidoptera; Pyralidae
Exons: 10
Coding region: 1-2871 (956 amino acids)
Source: RefSeq, a predicted model, not a curated record
AUGGACAAAAAACGAAAAAAAGGUAUUACCGCGAAUAAAAGAACGACUUCCCCUCCGAAAGCACCUAAAGCGAUAGAAAAGAAAGUUGAAAAGAAUGUACAAGCGAACGAAUUAGGGUGCGACUGUCAGAGCAUGGUCAGAAUUACCGGUCAUAUAGGUGUGGGUGAUGACAAUCGUAUCUUGCUGAGAUGUGGCGUGGAAGGGACAAAAGUAUCAACAAAGAAAGAUCUAAAAGAGUACCAGAAAUCAACUUAUAUGGAACCAAAUGGAGGCGCCCUCCUACACACUGUCACUCAAGGCACUCAGAUGGAUGGAGAUUUAUUAGAAAAUAGAAAAAACCAUAGAUCCCCAUUCUUCAAUAGUAAUUUGGCCUGUUUCUGUGAUAAUGUUAAUGAAUAUGAGUACGGAACUGAAUAUAAUGACCAUAAAAACAUCAAAAGAUGCCAGAGUCCUCUUGUCGUGAUAACCGUAUAUCCAAAUGAUGAACGAUGUGAAAAUGUUAAAAUUUUCAAACAGCAUCCUCGGUAUGGAUCUCCUCCAGAUAAAGAAAGUAUUACAACUGUUAAUCACAUGCCACAAAGUAACCGACCAAACCAGUAUCAAGGAAACCAAGGAAAUAUUGACGAAAACAAAACUAAACCCGAUAAAGAGACGCAAAAGAGACGGCCCAGGUCGGCUUCUAGAGGAAAACGAGAAACCAUAACUGAGAAACAAGACACGGAAGGUUCCAGCCGACCAAGAAGUCGGUCACGUAGUACACAUUCUAGCACUAGUCAAAAAACAAAACAAGGGCUAGUUAUAACUGGUAAUGCAAAUCGUCCAAAAUCACCAAAUAGAAUAUCGACUCAAAUCAUUAAAACAUUAUCAACGGUAAAAAAAGACAAUCGUUUGACACGUCCAAAAAGUCCGCCAUCUGAAAUGAAUCAAAAGAUAAAACGGCAAGAAGUGAACAUCAAAAAUAUUUCGGUAAAAAAUAAAACUGAACAAAAGAAUUAUAAAAGUCCAAAUUCACUAAGAAGUCGAUCGCCUAGUAUACAUUCUAAUCAAACUAUGAAAUUACUUGAAAAAGAAAAUAAAAGAACAAAAGAACUUGUGCCUAAAAAACGAGAGUUCCAAAGAAUAGAGAAGGAAAAGACAAAAACAGCUGUUAAGGCAAACUUAGCUUCAACGUCAACCAAUACAGAUCAUGAAUUGACCAAAAAGACUCUUGUUGAUACAUUCAUAAGGGAACUUAUAGGGCAAAUGGGAAAGCCUAGUAGGAAAAAGAAUAAGAAGCCACUGCCUACUGAAUCACAAGUGACAAUCAAUAUAGAUGGUGAGAAUGAAAAUUACGACGUUUUUCUUCAACAAGGUAGGGUGACUGAUGUAAGAGUGAAAAAGUCUAUGAAGAGCCCGUUCAAAUACCAAGAAUUUGAGCAUUUUAAUGGCCAUAGAGGCACCUCACCUUCAAUGUUGAAUAUGGUCGACAUGGAUAAUUUCAUGGUGUGCGGUUAUGAGUCUCCAAAUUCAAAGAACGACAACUUUGAAGGUCCAGAAAUUAAUAUCAGGGAUAGUUUGGAAAUCGGUCACAAACGGAAGGAGCGCCAUGCAUCCGAAGUACAUGAACUACAUAAUUUUCAAUGUUUUGAUCCUAGGGAAACUCGCCCGACGGAAAGUUUCGCUCCGGUCAAGCAUUUCACAGGUGACAAAUGCCUAAUCGCUGACCCGGUCAAAAGGGAUAGAGAAAUCAGACAUUUGCUGGGUUUAGAAUUGACCAGUCAUGAAUGCUACCAGUGCCCGUGCCCAUGCCCAUGUCCUAAGAUACCUCAUCGUAAGACGUUUGACCCAGAUCGAGUAUUACGACUCUAUCAUGCGAAACACAACCUCGUUAAACGACAAACUCCUUACGCCGAAGCUCGGAUUCGGAUCAAUCAAGUUAACUAUCUCAUGAAAACUGCAAAACAAUCAACCGGCACACAAUACGAAAAGCCAAAUAUUGCUCUGGAUUAUUCUAACUUGCCAAAUCUAAAUAUGACACUUAAUCGCAACAUCCAAGUGUUCCUACAAGUUGAAAAAUAUACAGAACAAAAACCAAUAACAUUAUCGAGAAAACAAUAUAACAAGGUAAAACGAGCAAUAGAUCAUACAAUAUCCAAACAUCGAAGGCAUAAACUUGUGAAACCUAAAUGUAGUUUUAUGGCUUUAGAUGUUAAAAAGAAAACAAAGAUUCAACCAUCUGAAGAAAAAUUUAAAUUGAUAAAUCAAAUUGAAAAACCAAAUGAUAGUAAUAUGAACACCGUUAAGUCAAAACCAGAUAUAUUUGAAAAUAGAGUGACCAAUGUUUUAUACCCGAAAGAAUCAAAUAAAACUAAAGCCUCCCUAAAACACUAUGUUUCGUCUGAAGAUAUGCGUAUGUCGCAUUAUCAGCCAUUCAAUGGGUCUUCAACUAAAGUUGCAGUCGGAUCAUCUUAUUCUCAUUCUAUUCAUACAAUUUUCAAAGGAUUUAGAAAACCGCGCACACCUAACCUUGGAACCUCUGCAUGUUCAUUUUUCUCAGACUGUACCAACGAUUAUAAAUCUGUGAAAAAUUUUAAGCCUGCAUUGGAUAAGCCCAGGAAACCUUUCUUGAAGAGGCUCAUGUCUUGUUUGAUCCUAAAGGCUAGUACAACUUCUGAAGUGAAACUUGCUGCCGCGCCCAAACCCAUGGCCGACAAUAGCACAGUUGAUUCUUAUCACAUCAGCACAUCGAUGGGGGCAAUAGAAAUGAGUUCGUCCAUCUACGAUACCUCAGAGUCUUUCUACAGCAAUCACAGUAUCAUUCCCAUUAAUAACAAGAUCAAACGAGGCUUCUUCGGCUCAAUGCGCGGCUUACUGGCUUAUGGAAAAACCUAAAUCUUUAUA